AUGGCUCCGACAAGUCCUCCCGACAGUGGAGUUGGGCUCGGUUACGGCAUCGCCAUCGCCGUAAGCAUCCUGGUUCUCAUCUCCGCUAUAAUGCUAGCUUCAUACAUCUGCAUAAGGUCAAAAUCAGCUGGAAGAGAGGAAGCCACGAGUGACGGAGUUGCUGAGUCGCCGGCGGCUGAGGUAAAGCUCGGGCUGGACCGGCCAGUGAUAGAAUCAUAUCCAAGGAUAGUGCUCGGAGAUAGCUUGAGAUUGCCUAGGCCCAACAACGGCCCAUGUUCGAUAUGCUUGUGUGAUUACGAAGCUAGAGAUCCGGUUCGGUGUAUACCGGAAUGUAAUCACUGUUUCCACACUGAUUGUGUUGAUGAGUGGCUCCGGACGAGUGCAACGUGUCCUCUUUGUAGGAACUCACCGGCUCCGUCUAGGAUAGCCACACCCUUGUCCGAUUUCGUCCCACUCGCCUUUCAAAUCAGGUGA
This is a messenger RNA of Microthlaspi erraticum, 474 nucleotides long. The record is from the annotation of a GenBank genome assembly. Lineage: Eukaryota; Viridiplantae; Streptophyta; Magnoliopsida; Brassicales; Brassicaceae.